GGCAGGGCCCUUCCUGGCAAGAUGAAGCCUACCGUCUUCCUCAUCCUUUCCCUGCUCCUCAUUUGGGUGAAGCAAGCAUCUGGAAAGAAACUCCUUGUUGCUGUUAAAGGACAAGAAACUGUGCAAGGUCAGGUUUGGACCACAGGACAGGAUCCCAUGGAAGAAGAAUUUAUAGUUCAACGUAAAGAUCCCAUGAUCGGUUCCAUUUGGGUUAAUGGACAAGGUUUCGUGGAAGAAGCAGUUUCAGUCAAAGGUCUCAGCUCUAUGAAAGGUCGCAUGCGAGUCAAGGGACAAGCUCUGAUUGGAAAAACUGUCUCUGUCAAAGGUCUCCACCCUGUGAAAGGUCGCAUGAGGGUCAAAGGACAAACUCUUAUGGGAAAAGCAGUUUCUGUCAAAGGUCACGGUUCUUUGAAAAGUCGCAUGCAGGUCAAAGGACAAGAUCUAAUGGGAGAAGAAUUUUUAGUUCAAGGUAAUGAUCCAGUGAUCAGUCACAUUUGGGUCAACCAAGAAGAUUUCGUGGAAAACCCAGUUUCAGUUAAAAGUCUUGGAAUGGUGAAAGGUCGAGGUUACCUGAAAGGUCAUGGCUAUCUGAAAGGUCAAGGUUCUCUGAAAGGUCAACUACAGAUCAAAGGACAAGAUUCCAUGGAAGAAGAAAUUACAGUUAAAGGUCUCCAACCUGUGAAAGGUCCCAUACAGGUCAAAGGACAAGAUCUCAUGGGAGAAGAAUUUUUAGUUCAACAUACAGAUCCAAUGAUCAGUCACAUUUGGGUCGAUGGACAAGAUUUUAUGGAAGAAGAAGUUUCAGAUAAAGGCCUCAGUCCUGUGAAAGGUCACAUGCAGAUCAAAGAACAAGAUCUGGAAGAAGCAGUGUCAGUUAAAGGUGUAGGCACUGUUAAAGGUCCAGGUUCCCUGAAAGGUCGUGGUUCUUUGAAAGGUCACUUACAGAUCAAAGGACAAGAUCUGGAUAAGGCAGUUUCAGCUAAAGGCCUCAGUCCUGUUAAAGGCCGCAGUUCUCUAAAAGGUCAGGGUUCUCUGAAAGGUCGGGGUUCCUUGAAAGGUCAGGGUUCCUUGAAAGGUAGUAUGCAGAUCAAAGGACAAGAUCUCACAGGAGAUAAAAAUUUAUUUCAAGGUCAAGAUCCAACAAAUGGUCACACUUGGGUUGGGGGACAAGAUUUUGUGGAAGAACCAGAUUCAGUUAAAAGCCUUGGUCCUGUAAAAGGUGGCACACAAAUCCAGGGACAAGACUUCCUUGGAGAAGCAGUUGCAGUUAAAGGCUUUGGUCCUAUUAAAGGUCAUAGUUCUCUAAAAGGUCGAGGUUCUCUGAAAGGUCUGGGUUCUCUAAAAGGUCAGAGUUCUCAGAAAGGUCGGGGUUCCUUGAAAGGUCAAGGUUCCUUGAAAGGUCAUACCCAGGUGAAAGGACAAGAUCUCAUGGGAGAAGAACCUUUAGUUCAAGGUCAAGAUCCAACAGGUGGUCACAUUGGGGUUGGUGGACAAGAUUUUGUGGAUGAAGCAGAUUCAGUGAAAGGCUUCAGUCCUGUGAAAGGUCGCACACAAGGCCAAGAACAAGACGUGGGACAAGCAGUUUCAGUUAAAGGGUUUGGUCCUGUUAAAGGUAGGGGUUCUCUAAAAGGUAGAGGUUCUCUGAAAGGUCGGAGUUCUCUAAAAGGUCAAGGUUCCUUGAAAGGUCGUACACAGGUCAAAGGACAGGACCUCAUGGGAGAAGAACCUUUAGUUCAAGGUCAAGAUCCAACAGGUGGUCACAUCGGGGUUGGUGGGCAAGACUUUGUGGAUGAAGCAGAUUCAGUGAAAGGCUUCAGUCCUGUGAAACGUCGCACACAAGGCCAAGAACAGGACCUCCUGGGACAAGCAGUUUCAGUUAAAGGCUUUGGUCCUGUUAAAGGUCGGGGUUCUCUGAAAGGUCGGGGUUCUCUAAAAAGUCUGGGUUCUCUAAAAGGUGGAGGUUCUCUGAAAGGUCGGGGUUCUCUGAAAGGUCCAGAUUCCUUGAAAGGUCGAAGUUCCUUGAAAGGUCGUACGCAGGUCAAAGGACAAGAUCUCACCGGAGAAGAACCUUUAGUUCAAGGUCAAGAUCCAACGGGUGGUCACAUUGGGGUUGGAGGACAAGAUUUUGUGAAAGAAACAGAUUCAGUGAAAGGCUUCAGUCCUGUGAAAGGUCGCACACAAGGCCAAGAACAAGACCUGGGACAAGCAGUUUCAGUUAAAGGCUUUGGUCCUGUUAAAGAUCAUGGUUCUCUGAAAGGUCGGGGUUCUCUAAAAGGUCUGGGUUCUCUAAAAGGUGGAGGUUCUCUGAAAGGUCGGGGUUCCUUGAAAGGUCAUACACAGCUCACAGGACAAGAUCUCAUAGGAGAAGAACUGUUAGUUCAAGGUCAAGAUCCAGUGGUUGGUAGACAACAUUUUGUGGAAGAAGCAGGUUCAGCAAAAGGCCUUAGUCCUAUUAAAGGUCGCAGUUCUCUGAAAGGUCACGGCUCCUUGAAAGGUCACCUACAGAGGAAAGAAGAUCUGGAUGAAGCAGUUUUAGUUAAAGGUCUCCAUCCUGUGAAAGGUCGCACACAAGUUCAAGAACAGGACCUCCUGGGACAAGCAGUUUCAGUUAAAGGCUUUGGUCCUGUUAAAGGUCAAGGUUCUCUGAAAGGUCCCAUACAGGUCAAAGGACAAGACCUCUUGGGAGAAGCAGUUUCAGUUAAAGGGCUCGGUCCUGUGAAAAGUCAUGGUGCUCUGAAAGGUCAAGGUUCUCUGAAAGGUCCCAUACAGGUCAAAGGACAAGACCUCUUGGGAGAAGCAGUUUCAGUUAAAGGCAUCAGUCCUGUGAAAAGUCAUGGUGCUCUGAAAGGUCACGAUUCUUUGAAAGAUCACCUACAGAUGAAAGGACAAGAUCUAAAUGAAGCAGUGUCCGUUAAAGGGCUCAGCCCUGUGAAAGGUGGCAUACAGGUACCGGGGCAAGACAUCCUGGGAGAAGCAGUUUUGGUUAAAGGUCUCACGCCUGUGAAAGAUGGCACACAGAUCCAAGGGCAAGAUCUCCUGGCAGAAGCAAUUUCGAUUAAAGGUCUCGCUCCUGGAAAAUGUGGCACACAAGUCGAAGGGCAAGACUUCCUGGGAGAGGCAGCUUUGGUUAAAGGUCUCGCCCCUGAGAAAGGUGGCACACAGGUCCAAGGGCAAGACGUCCUAGGAGAUGCACUUUCAGUUAAAGGUCUCCUUCCUGUGAAAGGUGACAUGGGAAUCAAAGGACAAGCUCUCAUACCAGAAGCAGUUAAAGGCUCUAGUACUAUGAAAAGCCUUAUGCAGCUCAAAGGACAAGAUGUUAUGAGAGAAGCAAUUGCAGUUAAAGGUCUCAGUUCUGUAAAAGAUCAAAUGCAGGUCAACGGACAAAAUCUCAUGGAAGUAGUUGCAGUUAAAACAGUCAGUUCUACAAAAGGUCAUAUACAGGUCACAGAACGAGAUUCCAUGGGAGAAUUUUUCAGUCAACAUAAAGAUCCCACGAUCGGUCACAUUUGGGUCACAGGACAAGAUUUCGUGCAAGAAUCAGUUUCAGUGAAAGGUCUAGAUUCUGUGAAAGGUGAAAUGCGAGUCAAAGGACAAAAUUUCGUUGGAGAAGCUGUUUCAGUGAAAGGUCUAGAUUCUGUGAAAGGUCAAAUGAGGGUAAAAGGACAACAUUUCCUUGGAGAAGCUGUUUCAGUGAAAAGUGUUAGUUCUGUGAAAGACUGUAUGCAAAUCAAAGGACAAGAUUUCACUGGAGAGGCAGUUUCAGUUGAAGGUCUCGAUUCUGUGAAAGGUCACAUGAGGGUCAAAGGACAAAAUUUCAUUGGAGAAGCAGUUUCAGUUAAAGAUCUUGGUUCUGUUAAAAGUCACAUGCAGUACAAAGGACAAGAUUUCCUUGGAGAAGCUGUUUCAGUUAAAGGUCUCCAUCCUGUGAAAGGUGACACGCAGGUCAAAGAACAAGGUCUCCUGGACAAAGCAGUUUCAGUAAAAGGGCUCAGUUCUGUGGAAGGAGGCAGGCAAGUCAAGGGACAAGCCUCCAUAGGAGAAGCAGUUUCAGUCAAAGGUCUCAGUGCUAGGAAAGGUCACUCGCAGGUUAAAGGUCAAGAUAUUCUACAAGAAGCAGUCCCGGUCAAAAGUGUGGGUCAUGUGAAAGGUGGCAUGCAGAUCAAAGGACAAGAUGUCAUGGGGAAAGUAGUUGCAGCCAAAGGUCUGGGUCCUGUUAAAAGUCACACGCAGGUCAAAGGACAAAAUUUCCAAGAUGCAGCAGUUUCAGUUAAAACUCUUGGUUCCAUCAAACGUCAGGGUUCUUCGAGAAGUCAAAGUUCUCUCAAAGGUCCCAUACAGAUCAAAGGACAAGAUUCCACAAAAGAAGCAGUUCUGGUACAAGGUCUAAGUUCUCCAAAAAGUCAUAUGCAGAUUCAUGAAAAUGCCAUGGAAGACACAGUUUUAAUCAAAGGUCAAGAUCGUAUGAAACGUCACCGGCAGUUUAAAGGACAAGAUCACAUGGAAGAACAUGCUGCAUUUAAAGGUCAAGGAAUGUUCAAAAGGCGAAGUUUCAGUAAACCUGGCUCCUGCCCUGACAUUACAGGGCAAUGCACACAGACAAGUGAUUCCAAGUGUGGGAGUGAUGUUGAGUGCCCAGGGACCAAGAAGUGCUGUGUGGGCAUGUGCGGUGGGAUGGAGUGUUUGAUCCCCGAGUGAGGCAAGCACUAGCUGGAAGAAAGGGGGACCCCUGCCAAUACAGAAGAAGGUUGAGUGGUGGGGAGUGAUGUCAGGGUGGUGGAAAGAAGGAAAUGGGGGAGUUGCUGGUCAGACUGAGAGACUGAGGGGUCUCAGAGGCCAUGCGCAAGAUGCAGAGGGGAUGUCCCUAUCUGUGUACUAGGUCUGAGUGCUUUGACCUGCUGAGUCAUAUCUCUGAUUCUCUUCUCAUCCACCAGGUAAAACCUGUCCUUACUGCACCUGUCCUGGGCCUAUGUCUGCAGGCCUUUCUGUAGUCCCUAGUAGCACUUAGUAGUCUUAGUAGCACUACCCUUUCCCAGUGCCCAUUGUUCCUCCUGAUCUGGAUGCCCAGUCUUGGGACUGCCUUUGUCUUCUACUUUCCAAUAAAAAAGAAA
Messenger RNA from Cavia porcellus (domestic guinea pig), 5108 nucleotides. RefSeq names its product trappin 12. Lineage: Eukaryota; Metazoa; Chordata; Mammalia; Rodentia; Caviidae. Gene Ontology annotation, molecular function: peptidase inhibitor activity. The record is from RefSeq and is marked provisional. Gene Ontology annotation, cellular component: extracellular region.